AUGACUGAAGCAGCAACCUCACGACCGCCAAAAAGUCGAGCCUUGGUCAAGGGCAAUGUGGCUCCGGAGCAACGUCGUGGGAAGGCAAAGACACGCCCCUCCUUGCCCACCGUCGUCAAGAGCGAUCGGAACAAAGUGGAGGACGACAGUUCAAGUCUUGCUUCUACAGACAAGCCUCGUAUCAAGCAGCUUCAUCACAAGGUGCGAAGCGGCUGCACAACAUGCAAGUGCAUUCGCUCCGGGCGAGUCUGCCUGGGAUACAAUCCUCCCAGACCCUGGAUCUUCGAAGGAGCAAAGCCCAAGAAACGAAACGAACCUCGGUGCUCAAACGAACAGUCUAAGCCAUUGACAAUUGGGAGCGACGGUGGCGAGAGUCUCGGCUCACAACAGACAAGAGACUUCUCGUCCUGGCAUGAUCCCCAUUUGGCGACAACCGUGAAUCUCUGGUUUGGCGAUACGGACGAAGAGCGCCGUAGCUUGGAGUUUUGGUUGAGAGGGACUGGGCCUACUUUGGGCAACUUCGGACCCGACAAUGAUUUCUGGUGCAGUUUCAUCCCUCGUUGGGCAUGGCAAUCCCCUGUCGUCCGACAUCUAAUGGUGGCGGCAGCGCUGGUCGAUGAACAACUGGGUCUGUACCGCAAGGCGACAACAUCGAGGGUGACACCGCGUGUGAUUUGGCACUAUCAUGCCGCGAUCACGAGAAUGGCCAAUGCAAAGGCCCCUGACAAGUUGUGCCUGACGGUUGCGUGCUUGGUCGCCUGGAUCUGCGAGACCAUGCAGCGGAAUUACGCAGCCGCAGGUGUCCACAUCAAAGCAGCAUCACGACUCUGGGGAGAGCUCAGGGCGUCGUCAGCCAGGUUCGAUCGAUCCACGCUAGACACAGUGGUGACGAUCGGGCGGGCGGUCCGAGUGUGCGAGUCGUACUUCGAAGCUGUCCUUGCCGAAGACCGUCCUUCAAGCGACCCAUUGAUUGAUGGGACAGGUCCUGGGGCAGACGUGGCAUGCGACGUCCCGGUUGUCCACUCACUAACACAGGCAAGAGGCUUGUUGUUGGACUCGAUCGCAGCAUUUUCGGCAAAGGAGUGGACAGAAUCUGACGCCCGGCGGCAACGACUCUUUGUCAGGAAUUGGCACCAGGCGAUCCGCCGCUAUUGCAGUCAUAGUCCGGAGUCGCGGCUGUACAAAGUCACCGUCCAGAUGUUGUUCAACGUGGGCAUGGCUUUUCUCCCAGAGAGCGAAGCCGGCUCGUUCAGUUACUACGCCAAUCCGAUUGCAUUGAAGCAUAUUUUGGAGGUUUUCGAACGGAUAUUGGCAGAGAGGCGAAAGGAAAAGCCUAGCGCAGGCGACGAGGUCGAAGAGACAGUGGCAGCGGCCUUGGAGGUCAUGAAUAACAAUUUAUAUCAUGACAAUCUGUAUCAACGUGCUGAAAGGUUGCGUGGGACGUGGACAGACCCCAGGUCUUCCCCAGAUAUGGUCAAGAGCGACCUCAACGCUCAAUCCGAUCAUAUUGCACAGGUAUUGAGCCUGCUUCCAAAGCAACGGAGAAGGGAGCUGGGAGCUGGACGGAUCUCAACCGUACAGAUGGCCUCUAGAUGUGGCGCUUCGAUCGAUUCAUCCAGGGGCGAAGAAAGGCCUGGCAGCACUGAAGGACGACUUGGUGGUUUGCCUAUUGGUCUGGCUUGA
This is a messenger RNA of Fonsecaea multimorphosa CBS 102226, 1683 nucleotides long. RefSeq lists its product as uncharacterized. The transcript has 3 exons. Lineage: Eukaryota; Fungi; Ascomycota; Eurotiomycetes; Chaetothyriales; Herpotrichiellaceae. The record is from RefSeq and is a predicted model, not a curated record. The coding region runs from base 1 to 1683 and encodes 560 amino acids.